AGAGAUCACACCGUGGUGGUAACUGCGGAACGUCAUGGGUCACCGGCUGUCCAAACCCAAACACCCAGAGAGUCACCGGAAAAGCAAGAAGGGUCCCACCGGAAAAACUCAACCUCCGCCGCCACAGCCAAAUCAGCAACAGCCGCCACCACCUCAGCAACAGCCGCCGCCACCUCAGCAACGGUCGUUGCCACCUGAGCAACAGCCUGCAGCCGUGACGGCGGAGCCAAAGCCACUGCCAGAGGAAGAGGCAAAGCCUGCGGUGAUGGAGGAGGAGGAGGGACAAUUAGGACAGGAGGAUGGUGUUGGAAACGACGAGUCUCUCGAGAGCUGGUUCCAUCUUUGGGCUGAUCGAAUCUUCAGCUUUGAUUACACUGAUUACCAUUCACGCUGCUUGGCCCAAUCCAACGACAACGACACCGACACCAUUUCAUAACUCUACAUGCAUC
This is a messenger RNA of Tarenaya hassleriana, 449 nucleotides long. RefSeq names its product F-box only protein 11-like. Lineage: Eukaryota; Viridiplantae; Streptophyta; Magnoliopsida; Brassicales; Cleomaceae. The record is from RefSeq and is a predicted model, not a curated record. The transcript is spliced from 2 exons. Bases 35 to 436 code for a protein of 133 amino acids.